CCUCAAGUAGGCGACACGGAGCAGAAGCAAGAAUUCGCCGGAUGCUGACCCUGUCGCCGUGUAUGCGGCCGCCAGUCGACGUUGCUCUCUGGCAGCUGCCAAGAGAGCCCUCGUCGUCACUGCCUCACCAUCAGUUUCCUUCGCUACUUGCUGCCCGCGACGCUCUCUCGCUCACUCGAUCGGGACGAAACCUUUGCUUUUGCUCCUGCGGCUUGUGUUUUUUUCCUCGUCUCGGAGGUUCUUAACUUGGCAUUGUGGGUAGGUUGGGUGAGUAUAUAUACGAGUUUUCUUCCACUGGGACUGUUUCUGUACCAAGCGCGUUGGGGUCUGGUGGGAGAGCUGCUGGAUUGGUCUUGGCAACUGGUUUUGAAUGAUGUGUGCCCGAGCACGUGGAUUCUGGUUGCGAAUUGGACGGUUUUGGUGAUUGGCUUUUGGUUGUCAGAGAGAAGUUGGCGGAGUGCGUUGAAGGUGAUUGCAAAUGAAAAGGAAUUUGGGUGAUUUUGGGUCGACAUCUUUGGGGAUUUUUUAGUCACCCGAGUUCGCGUAAACUCGCCGCUUACAUUUGAUCAAAGAGUUGAAUUCGACCGAAAUUUACCAUGUCCGCCGUAAGUGUGCACCCUACGAUGGGUAUCCCCCCCAACGGAAUCAACAUUGUUGGAGACAAGAUUUCGCAGCAAUUCAUCUCCUUGAGUUUACCAAGUUUCCAAGAGCUUCAGCCCAAAGAAGAAGAUAUCCCUCUGUUGGCUUAUGGCAAGCACAUGCAGUACAAGAAAGAAGAAGACUUCGCUUUAGCAGUGACGAAUUGCGAGAGAGUUCCUGGUGAUUCAUCAACCAAAUUCGGAGCGUUUAUGGUUUUCGACGGUCACAAUGGACCCGCAUCAGCCAUAUACUCGAGGGACCAUCUUCUCAAGGAUGUCAUGAGUUUCAUGCCGCAAAAUCUCACCAGAGACGAGUGGUUGGCAUUUCUACCGCGGGCCAUGGUCGCAGGGUUCGUGAAGACGGACAAGGACUGGCAGAAAUUCGGUCAAACAUCAGGCACAACCGCCACAUUAGUAAUCGUGGAUGGAUGGACCGUCACCGCAGCAUGUGUUGGAGAUUCACGGUGUGUUCUAGAUGCUCAAGGAGUAGCGACGCCCCUAACAAUCGAUCACAGGCUCGAUUCUAAUGAGGAAGAGCAAGAGCGCAUUAGAGCAAGUGGAGGAGAAAUUGGAAGGAUUAAAAUUUAUGAUGGAGAAAUCGAGGUUGGCCCACUUAGGGUUUGGCCAGGUGGUCUUUGCCUCUCGAGGUCGAUUGGCGACAUGGAUGUGGGAGAUUACAUCGUGGCUGUGCCUCACGUUAAACAAAUUAAGCUUUCACCUGCUGGAGGAAGGCUCAUUAUUGCUUCGGAUGGAGUUUGGGACGCCAUUAGUUCGAGGAAGGCAGCCAGAUGCUGUCGAGGGGUGCUGCAACCAGAAAUUGCUGCCAAACAUGUGGUGAAGGAAGCAAUACGGGCCCGUGGACUAAGAGACGAUACGACAUGUUUGGUAGUUGAUAUUGUCCCACGCAAUUCUGAAGUACCUUUUGCUCCAGCAAUGAAGCAGCAAUCUAGCUUUAUGAAGUUGUUGCGUUGCGGAUCAGUCAAAGAAGCACAUAUCGGUGACGAUGUCCACAUAAUGGAGGAGAUCUUUGAUGAAAACUCUCCAGCUCUGGCUGAAAGGUUGGGGCCAGAUUCGUCGGUCCACGCUGGAAGUGGCCUGUUCCUGUGUGCAACUUGUCACUGCACAUUGGAAUCCGGUGCAGGAAUUUCGGUACACGCUGGAAACUUCUUCGCCCAAGUAGCCGGAAAGUCCUGGGAGGGUCCGUUUCUGUGUGCAAAUUGCAAGUUUAAACGAGACACAGCAGCAGAGAAAGGACUCUAGACAUCAUGUAAAAACAGGAUGCUAAACAUGAUAGGAAUCCUUGUUGAAGGCGAGGUGUAUUUUGUCUAUUUGGAGCCCAUGAAAUAUUAUGAGUCAGUUUAUAUAGGACAUAAUCGCGGUGCACCAUGUGCUGGAACGGCAUGCUCAGGAUGGUCAUAAUUGUACAUAGGCAUACAGAGAUUCAUUUAUGUAACUAUAGAAGGUGGCAGCCCAGUAGUUUAUCACUUGAUCGAUCCAUCGCUAGAAUCACAAAGAAGCAAAUGAAUACCCAUGGAUAGAAGGAAUAUAGUAUUUUGCAGUAGAGUAGCAGUGGAAUUGAAUUUUACAUAUAUUUCAGAAGUGGGUAUUUUGGGGUCAGGCACCCACAGAUUCACAGCAAA
Molecule: messenger RNA, 2278 nt
Organism: Physcomitrium patens
Lineage: Eukaryota; Viridiplantae; Streptophyta; Bryopsida; Funariales; Funariaceae
Source: RefSeq, a predicted model, not a curated record